AACAAGAGCUUAACAAUGUGAAGAGUUCCAAUGUUGAUAUGAUAAAAAUGUUGACAGAUUAUCCCAAAAAUAAUUUGUUGAAGGUGCCCUCUUUCGAUGUCGAUGUGUUCUCCGAUAUAUCUUCCGAUGGCAUAAACGAUACAAACGAGUGGAAAAAAAAAGUACACUAUAAAACAUCACGCGAUAAGAGUGUCCAAAACCGAUCCGGCCAAAAAACUAAUAAACAGCAGAAAAUUCCGAAGGAUAACAAUAAUAAAAAAAAAAAAAAAAAAAAAAAAAAAAAAAAAAAAAAAAAAAAAAAAAAAAAAAAAAAAAAAGUGACCUUUGGUUGUUCAUAAAUUUCUUAACAAGGCGGAAUCUUUGGAUAAAACUCAAUUCAAUAGCUUUAUUUGACUCAAAAGGACUCAUAAUAGUGCAAGGUACUGUAUUCACUAUUACAACAAAGUAUUUAACUCGAUAUUUGCAUUUAAUUUCCUUUUUUCAUAACCAACUGUCAACGCUGACAUUUCCAACUAAAAAAUGAGUCUAAACCAAAUUGUUUCGCCUACAACGGAGAAUGUUCAACUCGAAAUCCGACGAACACCUAUUACUGCAGUCUCCGAAGAGGUAGAUGGAGCAAGUGGCAUCACCUCGGGAAAUACUACCACAAGGACAAUUAACAACAUAUUGGUCUCUAAUGUUUCUCAGACAAAUCAGCCUCAGACCAUUAGAAGACGAGAAGAACCAAAAAAGCGUAAAAAGUGGUCUCUAGACAUGAAUUUACAUAUUAUGCGCUUAUAUUAUAAAAUUACAAACAAUGAAACUGAUGUAAGUAAUUAUCGUACAGCUCUACACGAAGCCUUCAGCCGUGAGUACCCAAAUUUUCCAGUUACCAUUCAAAAUUUAGCAGAUCAACGUAGAGCUAUUGUUAAAAAUAACUACAUACCUCAACUUACUCUAGAACAAUUAAAAAAUGAAGUUUCCAAAACCAUUAAUCCACUUCCUGAAGAUAUCAACAAGACACCACCAAAUACAUUACUAACUGACACAUCUGUCACCAAUUUGUCAAAAACAACAUCUCAAAAUAAGAUACCAAUUAUACCACAAAAUAGUAACAGUAGUCUAUCAAAUACACCAGAGACACCGACUGACGCAUUUACUAAAGAUUUAUUAAACAAAACACCUCAAAAUAAGAUCACAACCAUAACACAAAUUACAAACACAAUAUCAAACAGAUCCCAAACAUUAACUGACAAAUCAUUUAACAAUUUAUCAAGAACAAUCCAAAACGAAAUUAACAUCACAGAUAAUCUACAAAACACAUACUACAACAACGAAGACACAUUAAUCAAAACUGUAAACAACAAUUUUAAAUUUCACAUUAAUUUCCAAAAUGAAAUUGAAGACAAAUUUAAAUUAACUUUCGAAACAUGUUCCAAAUUAAAACCAAAUGAUAGACAUUCACUUCCCCGCCAGUAUUAUUCUAAAAAGUUUCUAGCAAUUGUAGAAAUAAUGAACUCCUUCAUUUUACCAAAAUAUCUCACAAACUCGAUCUCUUUUGAAAAACUUCAUACAAUUAUCUACUGUGCAGCUUUAACUUGUAUUCAAAUUAACACAUGUAAAGAUAACAUAAUAAAUACAAACACCAAUCGUAUACCUUCGACCCCUCAUUGGGAAACACGGUUAAAUUAUAAAAUUAAUAACAUUAGAAAACAACUAGGUCAAAUAACACAGUACCUUAGAGGAGUUAAAACACCACAUAUCAUGACAUGUAUGCAUUCGAUACUGACCAACAAUAAUUUUCAUCAAACUGAUUACAAUGAGUACAACACAACAUUAUCCCAAAUUAAAGAUACCCUAUUACAAAAACUUUCCUUAUAUAGCAAACGACUUAAAAGAUACAAACAAUCACAUCUCAGAAAAAUUCAUAACACUAAAUUUUUAAACAACGAAAAACUAUUCUAUCAACAUUUAACUAAUUCAAACAAAACUCAAUUAUCCGGUGAACUUCCAAGUUCACAGGAUGUAACAACAUUUUGGUCAAAACUUUGGUCUGAAGAAUUUGAAUUUAACCAAUCUGCCAAAUGGAUUCCUCAUAUAUCCCAUAAACUAUCCACAGUUACACCAAUGAAUGAUCAUCAGAUAACACUUGCCGAAUUAAUAAAUACCAUCAAUAAGACACACAACUGGAAAUCACCAGGACCAGACAAAAUCCAUAAUUUUUGGAUAAAAAAAUUUAAUUGUGUACAUAUUCAUUUACUAAAUCACUUAAAUCAGUUCCUUCUUGACCCAUCCUCCUUUCCAACAUUCUUAUGUCAUGGUGUAACAUACUUAAAACCUAAAGAUAACGACACAAAAAAUCCAUCAAAAUACAGACCUAUCACAUGUUUACCAACAAUCUAUAAAAUAUUAACCUCAUGCAUUACACAAAAAAUCUAUCAACACUGUUUUAACUCUAACAUCAUUAAUGAAGAACAGAAAGGAUGUAUUAAAGGAUCCUUUGGUUGCAAAGAGCAAUUAAUCAUAGAUUCCAUCAUCUGUGAACAAGCUAGAAAAGAAAACCGAAACAUAUAUACUGCUUUUAUUGAUUAUAAGAAAGCUUACGAUUCUGUCCCUCAUUCCUGGCUAUGCAAAAUUCUGGAAUUAUACAAAAUUGAUACUAAAAUCUGCACUUUUCUAAAAUGUUCCAUGGAAUUUUGGAAGACCACCCUUCAAAUAACCUUAAAUGAACAAACAAUUCAGUCAGAUCCAAUAAUGAUCCGAAGAGGAAUUUUUCAAGGCGAUUCUCUUAGUCCGUUAUGGUUCUGCUUAGCAAUAAAUCCCCUCUCCGAUAUCCUGAACAGUUGCAAUUAUGGGUUCAAUAUAAGAAUUAACAAACAAAGAGAAAACAGAAUAAGUCACUUGCUGUAUAUGGAUGACAUAAAAAUAUAUGCAAAUACACAAAAUCAGUUAACAAACCUAUUAAAUCUGACUGAACAAUUUUCCGGUGAUAUUGGUAUGUCUUUUGGUAUUGAGAAAUGUAAGACCCAAGCAAUCAGAAAAGGCGUCCAACACCAAGUACCACAUAUAACCCAGAAUAACGAAAUAAUCGAAGCACAAGAACGAAACGAUACAUACAAAUAUCUGGGUUUCUGUCAAUCAUCACACAUCAAUCAUACCAAAACGAAAACACAGUUGAAAGAUCAAUACCUAGCGAGAUUGAAAUUAAUAUUGAAGACACAGUUAAAUGGAAAAAAUUUAAUGAAAGCAGUAAAUACAUUCUGCGUUCCACUACUAACAUAUUCUUUUGGAGUCAUUAAAUGGUCCAAAACUGAUCUUGAAAAUUUAAACAUCGCAACAAGGAAAAUCUUCACACAGUAUAGAAGGCAUCAUCCAAAAUCGUCGAUUGAAAGAUUCUCAUUACCAAGACAGAAUGGAGGAAGGGGUUUCCAGAACCUAGAAAACUUAUGUCAGAGACAAAUCUCAGAUUUGAAGAAGUAUUUCUUGAAACGAGCGGAAAGAAAUGAAAUGUUUCGCACCAUCACAAGAGCAGAUUUGAACCACACACCCUUAAAUCUGUCGAACACCGAAGAAAUCCACACCCCCCACACAAUAGAUAAAAUAAUAAGUGGGCUAAAACAAAAACAACUACAUGGAAAAUUCUACAAAGACUUAGAAGAAACUCAUAUCAAUAAGAAGAUGUCAUUGAUUUGGUUAAAAAAAUCAGGUUUGUAUGCCGAAACAGAAGGAUUUGUGUUUGCUAUUCAAGACCAAGUAAUCAAUACCAAGAAUUACAAAAAAUACAUCAUCAAAGAUCCGAACAUAAAAAACGACUGCUGUCGCCUCUGCAAAGCAAAACCUGAAACGAUCCAGCACAUAAUCUCUUCUUGCAGCAUCCUAGCACAAUCUGACUACAAAGCUAGACACGACAACGUCGCCAAAAUCAUCCACAAAGAAUUAGCAACACUUAUGAACUUAAUCGAAGAUACGACACCGUAUUACACUUACAUUCCAUCUCCGUUCCUUGAAAAUAACAAAUACAAAUUAUACUGGGAUCGCACAAUACUUACAGACUUAAACAUUACAGCUAACAGACCAGACAUCAUACUUAUCAAGAAACACACGAACGAAGCCAUUCUCAUUGACAUUGCUGUUCCCAACACAAACAACAUUAUUCAAACAUACCACACCAAGAUUUCAAAAUAUCUACAGUUAUCGAUAGAAAUGAAAUCCAUGUUGAAUCUUAAAAAAAUUUCAAUUGUACCUCUAGUUAUCUCUAAUGUAGGUGUAGUUCCAAAUAGCUUAGUUGAGAAUUUAAAGUCUUUGCAUUUGAAUGAUUCAAUAAUUAUCAAAAUUCAAAAAGCUGUUUUGUUAGGAACAUGUCAUAUUGUUCGUAAGUUUCUUGAACAGUCUGAUCAUGUUAGUCAGAUUAGGUUAGCACCAGUAGGUCAGAGUAGUGUAGGUCAAUUUUCAAGUGAUGCGCGGAUAAAUGGUCGGUAGUUACGCUAGACUUUUGGGGAUGGGGUGAGAUUAGAGAAUAAUAGCAGACUAAUUUGUAUGCUGUAAUUCUAGAAUCUCGAAAGUUGUUCUGUUAAUCUAAUCAAUGCAUAUCAUUACUUGGUCUUAGUACCCGUAAUGAUAGAAGUCUUGCCUGAAUGCCGGUCAUUUCCGGGUCAGUGGUGGGUCUUAAUAAAUCCGUUUUAGACCCAAAGGUUAUCCCGUUUAUUCCAUCUAAUCCAUCAUUAAACGUAGCAUCGUCGAACAUGGAAAAAAAUGAAAAAAAUGAAGAAAUAUCUUCUCACAACGCCCUAAAUGAUGCCGAAGGUUUUCAAACUGUUGUCUCAAGAAAGAAAAAGCGUAACUUCAUUCGAGAAGUGGAAAUUCUAAAAAUAAAUUGUAUCUGCCUUUGUGAACAUUGGUUGAACCAUGUCCAAAUCGAUAAUAUUCAUGUGCCCGAUUUCAACACGGCAGCAUUUUUUGCGCGGUCUUCAAAGAAGCAUGGAGGAGUCAUGCAGCUGAUGCACCAAAGUAUCCCCUUCAAGAUUCUGUCUGAUAAGGUAUCAGCACUUUCUGCUGAGGUGGAUUGCGAAUUAUGCGGCGUACUUAUCACUAAGUUAGAUUUAAUUUUAAUAACGGUUUAUCGCUCGCCAAAAGGCGAUUUUCAUAAAUUUAUUGAUACUAUAGUCAUUCUUCUUAAUGAAAUUCAUUGCAAAUCUAAAUACGUCAUAGUGGGUGGAGAUUUUAACUUAUUAUUUGGCACUAAUGAUGCAAAAGCCAAUUAUUUUUGUAAUCUUUUGUCUAGCUACGGCUUAUAUUCUACUGUCAGAUUUAAAACGCGUUAUAACAACACACUUGAUAAUGUGUUUACUAAUAUUAAUUCAGAUAUGAUAAAUAUAACACCUGCUAAACUUUAUCAGUCGGACCAUACUGGAAU
Messenger RNA from Zophobas morio, 5392 nucleotides. RefSeq lists its product as uncharacterized. Lineage: Eukaryota; Metazoa; Arthropoda; Insecta; Coleoptera; Tenebrionidae. The record is from RefSeq and is a predicted model, not a curated record. The transcript has 2 exons. Bases 520 to 4458 code for a protein of 1312 amino acids.